CUGCCCGUUCCCGUCAUCACCGAUGACUUUCUAAACUGUUCAUCAUCAGAACGAUCUUCGAACUGUUCUUUUCUGUGUUCAGUGAUGAAUGUGACACAUGUGAGUCUCUCCUGGUACAAAGGAAAGAGUUUAUUGUCCAGCAUCAGUGUGUCUGAUCUCAACAUCAGACUCUCUCUACCUCUGGAGGUGGAAUAUCAGGAUACAAACACAUACAGAUGUGUCGUCAACAAUCCCAUCACAAACCACACACAACAUCUCACCGACGUCUGUAAGUGUUCAGAACACGAAGUCGCGGCGAUAGUUGCUGUUGUUGUGGUCACUGCUUUGUGUCUGCUUGGGAUUAUAGGUGUCAUUCACCACGUGAAAAGAUCGUUCAGCUACAAGCUCACCAUUCAGAAAAUACUGGCGACACAAGCGAUCAGUGUCAACUGGAGAUGAAUACUGGAUGGGUUUCGGCAUGCUUUACACCUGCAGUUUUAUUUGCAGCAGAACUUUUCCAUUAAAGGGGCAAGAUUUACCCCUUCAAAGUGAUUUCCAGGGGCAUUUUUUAUCUUUUUUAGGGCAAUUUUUCUAACUACCUUAUUCAACAUUAAUGCAUUGUCUUUUAUGUUAAAUACUUAAAUUUAAUCAAUUAAUUCAGCCAAAAAGAAUAAGGACGUUGUAUAGAGAGUAAAAUAUUAGCAACAAAAGCCAACUUUAAACUGCAAAGGUCUUUCAUGGCUUAUUACAAAGACAGUUUAAUGCAGCUCAAAUGUGCCAUAAUUGUAUUAAAGUGGAUGUAAAACACGCAGUUUCUAUCUCAUAUUAAUCUUGAGAGUGUACACAGCAAAAUCGCCAGUGUUAAAAAAUGUCAAAUUAACACUGGCAGUGUAAAUACACAGUGUAUAUACAUUCACAGUAUAUACACUGUGAGUGUUAAUUCGAACUUUUUUAACACUGGCGAUUUUGCUUUGUAGUAUUGCUUACUUUGUAUCUUUGAAGAGUCUUUAGUUUGAUCACAUUUAUGAAAGACAGAUGCAGCUGUAUGAUUAUUUAUGGACACAGGCGACCUCCUGAACGCGUGCGGGUUCAUGUCCGGCAUCUUUUGGCGCUGGGACCACUCCAUCUAUCAGUUUCAAACGAUCUCCAAAUCCAGCGUUAUAUCCACCGUUUAUAUAACAUUCCUCACCCAAAUGCAGUGAACAAACAAACACAUCUGAACUUAGCGAACGCAGUGCUCUCUCUCUCUUGCUCCAGCUGGUUGACGUGUGCACAACUGCACAUGCUCCUUCUCUCGCUCUCACGGGUUGACGCGUGGGUGUGCUUUUCUGGGAGAACAGUCCGAUACGGGACUAAGAAAAGUUGUUACGUAGGGGAAUUUCACUGUGGCACCCAACCCCCAUCCCCCCCCCUUUAGAAAACAAUUGUAUAAUGUUUUAGGAUAUAAUUCAAAGUGUAUAUAAGUACAUCGGGGCUGAGUGAUUUUGCCUCUUUCCAGGUGUUUCAGGUUGGUGUAUUGUAGUUAUCAGGUACAGAAAUUAAAUCGUGUAAAAUAACACUUUGUCUUCCCUGUAUAAAUUAAAUAUAGAUUAAACCUUAGUAAAGUUAAUCGGUCGGGAGGAGUGAGUGUUUUUGUCUUCUUCCUGUUGUUUGAUGAACAUUAAAAAGUGCUGAACAUUACAGUAUGCUGCUGCCCCUUUAAGAGAUGUAUGAAACGAAUAUACUGAUACACAAAUAUGCGUCUUGUUUAAGCAGGCGCUAUAACGGACUGUGAGUGCACGCUCGUUGACAGCUACCCCGACUGUGCGCGCUCGCUGCCAGCUGCCUCUACUGUUUGCGCUUGCGGGUUUGUAUUGGUGCUUAAACGGACCGUGUGUUCGCGCUCACCUCAAGCCUUGAUGGGUGCAUAUACAUUUUAUAGCUACAUGUAGACACAUCUUUAUUAAGACAAAGUUUGUGGGUCCUGCAAAUUCAAUCAGAUAUGUGGUAAUAACAGUU
Molecule: messenger RNA, 1977 nt
Organism: Triplophysa rosa
Lineage: Eukaryota; Metazoa; Chordata; Actinopteri; Cypriniformes; Nemacheilidae
Product: natural killer cell receptor 2B4-like
Exons: 3
Coding region: 85-438 (117 amino acids)
Source: RefSeq, a predicted model, not a curated record